AUGUCUGCCCCAAACAACCCCCAACGAAAAGACCACUGGACCUCGACAGCCUACAAUACCUGUGCCGGCUUCGUUCCCAAGCUCACCACUAAAGUCCUCUCCUACCUCGACCCCCAACCAACCGACACCAUCCUCGACAUAGGCUGCGGGGAUGGUUCCCUAACGUCCCAAAUCGCCGCCUCAGGCGCAAAAGUGCUUGGAGUCGAUGCCUCGAAAUCUUUUAUUGACACAGCGACGGAGAAGUACACUUCCUCGGAAAAUUGUACAUUCAUCCUCCACGACGCAGACGAAUUGCAAACCUGUCCCUCCGCAAUCGACGGAAACUGGGACAAAGCAUUCAGCAACGCUGCCAUGCAUUGGAUUCUGCUGCGGGAAAACACUAGGCAGACAUUCUUCGAGAAUGUGCAUCGUUCGUUGAGGAAAGACGGCAAGUUUGUCUUUGAAAUGGGCGGCGCGGGGAAUUGCGCUGAAAUCCAAGCUGUAUCUAUUGCGGCUCUUGUGCAUGCAGGUGUCUCUUUACACCGAGCAAGAGAGGAGUUUCCGUGGGUUUUCCCCAGUGCGGGGUGGAUGAGAGGUAUGCUUGAAAGGACGGGGUUUGAGGUUGAGAUUUGUGAGUUGGAGUAUCGGCCUAGUGUACUUGAUGAAGGGGCGUUGGAGGGGUGGAUUCGGUUGAUGUGUGCGGAUAUGUUGGAGGUUGUGGAGGGGGAGGAGAAGAGGGACGGGGUGGUGAGGGAGAUGUGUGAGGUGCUGGAGACGGUUAUGAGGAGGGUGGAGGACGGGAGUAUGUGGAUGGGGUAUGUGAUGUUGAGAGCUGUUGCAAGGAAGAUUUGA
Molecule: messenger RNA, 831 nt
Organism: Zasmidium cellare ATCC 36951
Lineage: Eukaryota; Fungi; Ascomycota; Dothideomycetes; Mycosphaerellales; Mycosphaerellaceae
Exons: 1
Coding region: 1-831 (276 amino acids)
Source: RefSeq, a predicted model, not a curated record